Molecule: messenger RNA, 2007 nt
Organism: Durotheca rogersii
Lineage: Eukaryota; Fungi; Ascomycota; Sordariomycetes; Xylariales; Xylariaceae
Product: 2-oxoisovalerate dehydrogenase beta subunit
Exons: 7
Coding region: 1-2007 (668 amino acids)
Biological process (GO): branched-chain amino acid catabolic process; response to nutrient; barbed-end actin filament capping
Cellular component (GO): F-actin capping protein complex
Molecular function (GO): catalytic activity
Source: RefSeq, a predicted model, not a curated record
AUGGUUGUAUUCCCUUCGCAAGCCGAAUGCCGCAGACGUUGGGACUCGCGGGCAUCGCUGCCCCGGGCCUACUCGACGCACCCGCCGAAUGCGCGACUCAACCUACCGGUCGACUACUCGACCGCGCCGCUAUUAGCCCACAGCUCGCAAGUAGCCCUUGGCCAUCCCGAGCUGCCGCCCGAGGCCAGGAACGGGACGGCGAAGCGCAUGAACCUGUUCCAGGCUAUAAACGAUGCCUUGUCGACCGCUCUUGCCGAGGACGAGAACGCCUUGGUGUUCGGCGAGGACGUCGCCUUUGGCGGGGUGUUCCGCUGCACCAUGAAGCUGGCGGAGAAUUUCGGCGAAGCUCGCGUCUUUAAUACGCCCCUGACGGAACAGGGCAUCAUGGGAUUCGCCGUCGGGCUGGCCGCCGAGGGCAUGCGGCCGAUAGCCGAGAUCCAAUUUGCCGACUAUGUCUAUCCUGCUUUCGACCAAUUAGUCAACGAGGCCGCCAAGUACAGAUAUCGCGAAGGGAGGACGGGGAGGAGCGUGGGCGGCCUGACGGUGAGGAUGCCGUGCGGCGCGGUGGGCCACGGGGCGCUGUACCAUUCGCAGUCGCCCGAGAGCCUCUUCACCCACAUCCCCGGCCUUAGAGUGAUAGUGCCGAGAUCCCCCUUGCAGGCCAAGGGCCUCCUGCUGUCUGCCAUCCGAAGCAACGACCCGUGCGUCUUCAUGGAACCCAAGGUCCUGUACAGGGCGGCGGUCGAGCAGGUCCCGACUCGCCCAUACACCCUGCCGCUGUCCAAGGCUGAGGUCCUCAAGGAGGGCAAGGAUGUGACCAUAGUCUCGUAUGGGCAGCCGCUCUACACGUGUAAUGCGGCGAUCCAGAAGGCGGAAGAGGACCUGGGCGUCUCCGUAGAGCUGAUCGACCUGCGGACGGUGUUCCCCUGGGACAAGGAGUGCGUCCUCAACAGCGUGCGGAAGACGGGUAGGUGCAUCGUGGUGCACGAGUCGAUGGUCAACGCAGGGAUCGGAGCCGAGGUGGCUGCAUCCAUCCAGGAGGAUCCGGAUACCUUCAUACGACUCGAGGCCCCGGUGUCACGCGUGGCAGGAUGGAGCACCUUUACCCCGCUGCUGUUUGAGAAGUUCAACGUGCCCGACGUAGCUCGUAUCCCGGAAAAGGCCGAGAUGGCAACUCCGCUAGAGACCCUCGAGUCCUUCGUGGAGGGCGCACCGCCAGGCGAGGUAUGCAUGCUUCCAUCUCACCAGACAGACAUUAAAUCCCUCACGAUCAACGAGCCCGAGCUCGUUUCGCAGUUGGGCCCGGCGUUCCAGCGGUACAACGAGGAGCAAUUCGUCACGGCGAAGCUGCCUGGCAGCCCCCAGCAGGUCAUCGUCAGCUCGCACAACGCCCUAGUCGGCGGUCGCUACUACGACGUCGAGAGCUCGUCGAGCUUCGCCUUCGACCACGCCGCCCAGCGGGCGAGCGCCGUCCAGAGCCACGUCCUCGACAGCCCGCACGCGGAACUAGUGAAGUCUAUCAUUAAGAGUCUGUCGGCCUACGUCAAGGAGCACUUCCCCAGCGCUUCCUACGGCGCCUGGCCUAUAGAGAACGACUCCAAGAUCGCCAUCAUCAUCGUCGCCAACAAGUAUAGCCCGAACAACUUCUGGAACGGGCGCUGGCGCUCCCUCUACAUCGUGGACCCGUCGUCGGGCGCGCUCGAGGGCAGCGUCAAGGUGGACGUGCACUACUACGAGGACGGCAACGUGCGGCUGCAGACGCACAAGCCGAUCGCGGCCUCGUCGCCGGGCGGCGGCGGCGCGACGGGGGCGGCGCUGUCGCGCGAGAUCGCGGCCGCCGAGCGCCGGUACCAGGAGGAGCUGAACCGCGGGUUCGCGAGCCUCAGCGAGGGCGCCUUCAAGGGCCUGCGCCGCCAGCUCCCCGUCACCCGCCAGAAGGUCGAGUGGGACAAGGUCGCGAGCUACCGCGUCGGCCAGGACAUCGGCGGCGGCAGCUCGAGGAGGUGA